Molecule: messenger RNA, 894 nt
Organism: Fusarium subglutinans
Lineage: Eukaryota; Fungi; Ascomycota; Sordariomycetes; Hypocreales; Nectriaceae
Product: short-chain dehydrogenase reductase sdr
Exons: 2
Coding region: 1-894 (297 amino acids)
Source: RefSeq, a predicted model, not a curated record
AUGGAUCUUGGACUUGGCCUCCAAGGCGAUGUGGUGGUGGUGACAGGAGCAGGUGGUCAAAUAGGCCAGGUCAUAGUCGAAGCCUUUCUGAGCGCUGGCUGUUUCGUCGGCGGCUUUGACAUCGACAAGUCCAAGUUUGUCAAGGAGCAUGACAAUCUCUUCUGGGUUGCGGUCGACACCACCGACGAAGAGGGCAUGAUUGCCGCAUGGAAAAGCGUCGAGGAGCGGUUUCAUGCGACUCCGACGAUUUGCGUCUGCGCAGCUGCAGUUGAUCUCAGCUUCAUCGAGCAUCAUUCAUCUAUUACCAAGAUGCCGGCCAGUCAAUUUCGCAGAACUCUCGAUAUAAACACAACAGGAACUUUUAUAACGGCAAAAAUAUGGCUUCAACACGUGGAGAUGGUGAUCAAGAGGAGUGAUGCGAGACCAAACGGCGUAAAUGGCUCGCAUACAACAACAUCGAUAUUAUCAGACAACAAAACAAAAAACAUCUCGUUGAUAAUCAUCGGUUCAGAGGCUGGAGACUUUGGAGUCGUCGGCAACCCAGACUAUGCAGCAAGCAAAGCUGCAGUUCAAUUCGGUCUCGUACUAUCUCUAGCUCCAGAUGCUGCUCGAGUUCACCCAUCGGCGAGAGUCAAUUCCAUUUCCCCUGGAGCUGUAGAUACCCAGAGAUUCAGUGUAGAGUGCGCAGAGGACAGCUCCGGUGCGCUUAGGUGGAUCGAGUCCGAAGCGACGGUUCCUCAGAAGAAGGCGGUGGAUGUAGAGGGUAUUGCCAAGAUGUGUUUGGUGCUGGCGAGUGAGAAGUGGUCUCCUUCAGUUACUGGCCAGAAUUUAAGGCUGAAUGGCGGGAAGAGCGGGAAGCUUUUCUGGAGUCAGAAUGGUGAUGCUUUGUGGUGA